AUGGCCGCCAGUCCGGCGAGAAGCGCCCGAUGGGAAGUUGAGCGCGGGCCCGAGGUCUUUGCCGCGCUGGGGGCAGUCCUCCGACUCCUUUCCGGGAGCUCCGACCGUGCUAAGGCCGCUGCUGCCGUCGUGGAGUCUGGCGCGGUGCCGGCGCUGGUCCGCGCAGUCCGAACCUUCACGGAUCUCCUGCUUGAGCCUCUUCCCCUCCGCCGAAGGCAGCCUCCACUCCAUCCUCCAUCCCCACCUGCGCCUACUGCUACAGCUAAAAAAGAUGUUAACAUCGAUCCCGAAGGCGGCGGCCAUGGCUGCUGCCUUUGCCCUCUAGCACAUGGGCCCGGCGUCCGCAGUAGCAUAACCAGCAACGAGAGCGCCAUCAGCGUCGCAGCUAGCGAAAGCGAUGCAAAGCUUGAUAUAGAUAAUUCCCCCCAGCUGCAGCCCAUUAAACUCGCCGCCUGGUACGCAUUCGACAUCUUGGAACAGGUACUCCUGCCGGUACCGGUAAUGGCGACAGGUGCUAUUAAGGCAGCGGCGGAACAAGCCCUGUCCUGCGGCACAGUGGAAGCGCUGCUGCCGCUGCUGCGCCUCCUUCCAAUUUCACAGCGGGAGGAUCAGUCCUGGCGUGUCCUGCGGCUCCUCUUGGCGUUGGCGUGCUUCUCCGGCUCGACAACAACACGGAGCAGCACACCCACAACGGCGCCGUGCACUGGUGCUGGCAGCGGUGCCUGCCCUAGUGGCGGCGGUCGUGCUACUGCCAGCGGCAGCGAAAACAGCCUUCUGGGGCCGCUUUUCUCCUCCGCUUUCGCCGCUUCACCGGAAGCGAUCAAUGGGCUGCUGAAAGCGGCACAAAAGCUCCUGGCAACGCCCGACGCCUUGACGGAUGGCACCUCCGAAACCUUAUUUGCCCUGGUUUCGGAGCUGCUACUACUUCACAGCAACACCAUCACAGCUGGCGGCAGUAGCGGCACAGGCGGCAUCAACGGCAGCGGCGCCUUGAUUACUGUCGAGGUGUUGCGGCAGCACGCGCCCGCGCUGGUGGAGGCUGCAGCUGGCGUCUUGACGGGCAGCAGCCCGAGCGCAUCUUGGAGCGCCCUGCUGCCUUGCACGCGGGAGAGACGGAACCCUUCCGCCGCCUUAACGAGGCGACUCAGCGGGUCGGCUGCCGCUGUCGCCCGGGGGUCCCGGUUCCCAGCCCAGCUGGAGGCGGCUGCAGCCCGGCUGAUGAAGGAGCUGUUAGCCUGGGCACUUGUGAUGGAUGAGCCGAACGGUACCACGGAGGGGGGAGCAGAAGGCGGCACGGACAGAGAGGGGAAGGCGGAGGCAGGGAUCCGCCAGGGACAGAGCUGGCUGCCGGUGACCCAGAUCGCUGCUGCCCUGGUGCAACGCUGGCUGGAACGACCUGGCAUCUUUGAGGCCCUGGGGGAGGCUGGUGUGCAGUGCCUGACGCUGGCCAUGCAACUGGCACCGCCGGCGGAGCUGUGGGCUGGAGAGCGAUACAGGUUGUACCGCGUUCCUGAGGGAUAG
This is a messenger RNA of Volvox carteri f. nagariensis, 1521 nucleotides long. RefSeq lists its product as uncharacterized. The transcript has a single exon. Lineage: Eukaryota; Viridiplantae; Chlorophyta; Chlorophyceae; Chlamydomonadales; Volvocaceae. The record is from RefSeq and is a predicted model, not a curated record. The coding region runs from base 1 to 1521 and encodes 506 amino acids.